AUGAAGAUGGCUGCAGAGAUGCGCCGUGGCCUCCCGACGGCGAUCCUUCUCGUAUUUCUGGUUCCGGUGAUGAUCCCCGUCGGCGAGGCGGUGUGGCUAGACGUGCCUACCACCGGAACAAAGUGUGUAUCCGAAGAAAUCCAGAGCAAUGUCGUCGUUUUGGCCGAUUACCUCAUCAUCUCCGAGGAUCAUAACAUCUUACCCACUAUCUCUGUCAAGGUGACAUCACCAUACGGCAACAAGCUGCACAACGCGGACAACGUAACGCAUGGCCAAUUCGCAUUUACAACACAAGAAUCCGGGAACUACAUGGCUUGCUUUUGGGCAGAUGCACAGAGUCACGGGAACAAGAAUGUUAGCAUCAGCGUUGACUGGAAAACUGGAAUCGCUGCUAAGGAUUGGGUCUCUAUUGCUAAGAAAGAGAAGAUCGAGGGAGUGGAGCUGGAGAUUAAGAAACUUGAAGGUGCAGUCGAAGCCAUCCAUGAAAAUUUACUCUACCUUAGACUCAGAGAAGCAGAGAUGAGGACAGUGAGUGAGAAAACGAACUCGAGAGUGGCUUGGUACAGUAUAAUGUCGCUGGGUAUUUGUAUUGCUGUCUCUGGUUUACAGGUACUCUACUUGAAGCAAUACUUUGAGAGGAAGAAGCUUAUUUAG
Molecule: messenger RNA, 654 nt
Organism: Microthlaspi erraticum
Lineage: Eukaryota; Viridiplantae; Streptophyta; Magnoliopsida; Brassicales; Brassicaceae
Source: the annotation of a GenBank genome assembly